Salmo salar (Atlantic salmon) is the source of this 465-nucleotide messenger RNA. The record is from RefSeq and is a predicted model, not a curated record. Lineage: Eukaryota; Metazoa; Chordata; Actinopteri; Salmoniformes; Salmonidae.
UCUAAUGUGUUCUCCAUGUUUGAGCAGAGUCAGAUCCAGGAGUACAAAGAGGCUUUCACAAUCAUUGACCAGAACAGAGAUGCCAUAAUCAGCAAGGACAAUCUUAGGGACGUGCUGGCCACCAUGGGUCAACUGAACACGAGUAAUGAGGAGCUGGAAGCCAUGGUCAAGGAGGCCAGCAGUCCCAUCAACUUCACCGUCUUUCUCACCAUGUUCGGCGAGAAGCUGAAGGGUGCUGAUCCUGAGUACAUUAUCGUGAGCACUUUCAAGGUCCUGGACCCAGAGGCUACCGGCUUCAUCAAGAAGGAAUUCCUUGAGGAGCUCCUGACCACUCAGUGCGACAGGUUCACCGCUGAGGAGAUGACCAACCUAUGGGCUGCCUUCCCCCCAGAUGUGGCUGGCAAUGUAGACUAUAAGAACAUCUGCUAUGUCAUCACACACGGAGAGGAUAAGGACGAAGCGUAA